AUGGCCGCAGAGGAUGGUGAACAAGUUUCUGGUGUGUCCGCCCUAUUAAACCAAGGCGCCGAAGGUAAGCUAUACAUCGGCCACCACAAUGGCACUCGCUGCUUGGUAAAGGAACGGUUCUCGAAAAAGUACCGCCAUCCGGAUCUGGACGUACAACUCACACGGCAACGGAUCAAAGCCGAGCAUAAAGCAUUCGAACGAUGUAAAGCGGCCGGAGUCGAUACGCCCAAGUUGCUGGACGUAGAUCUGACCGGACGAAAGAUCUACAUGGAGUAUUUGGAACAGGCGAAGACGGCAAAACAGCAUGUAGAUGAGGCGGUUCGAGAGGGAAAUGGCGAUGGUUCGAAAAUUGUACAUCUGGCGAAGGAAAUCGGUCGAGUAGUGGGAUUGCUACAUGGUCACAACAUUAUCCACGGUGAUUUGACUACUUCCAACGUUUUGCUGGAUCCGGCUGUGCCCGAAGGAUUCGUACUUCCCUAUCGACUGGUGAUGAUCGAUUUUGGCCUGUCGUACCAUUCGCUGAAUGUGGAAGAUAUGGGAGUUGAUUUGUACGUUUUAGAACGAGCUCUGCUGAGUGCUCACAGUGAGGUUCCGAAGUUUUUCGAGCUGGUGCUGGAGAGUUACAAAGAGCAUAAUAAUUAUAAGGUAAGCGAAACCAUAGCCAAGUACGAGGAAGUUCGAGCGCGGGGACGAAAGCGGACCAUGAUUGGAUGAAUAUUGUUCUCGAAAGU
This is a messenger RNA of Ochlerotatus camptorhynchus, 731 nucleotides long. RefSeq names its product TP53 regulating kinase (gene Prpk). Lineage: Eukaryota; Metazoa; Arthropoda; Insecta; Diptera; Culicidae. Gene Ontology annotation, cellular component: nucleus; EKC/KEOPS complex; cytosol. Gene Ontology annotation, molecular function: ATP binding; protein serine/threonine kinase activity. The record is from RefSeq and is a predicted model, not a curated record. The transcript has a single exon. The coding region runs from base 1 to 714 and encodes 237 amino acids. Gene Ontology annotation, biological process: protein phosphorylation.